AUGAAACUAAUUGGUUUGUUAUCAACAGUAAUUGUAGCAUCUGGAUUUGAAUUAACAGUUUUACAUACAAAUGAUGUAAGUGCAAGGUUUGAACAAUUUAACAAAUACGGGUCAAAGUGUAGUGAAAACGAAGCAGCACUUGGAAAAUGUUUCGGAGGUGUUGCUAGAAGACAAUCAAAAAUUCAUGAAAUACGUGGUAGUCAUGACAACGUUUUAUUGUUGGACGCAGGAGAUCAGUUGAUUGGUACAGCAUGGACUAUAGUCUACCGUGGAAUGGCAACGUCAUUCUUUAUGAAUCAACUGGGAUAUGACGCAAUGUGUCUCGGAAACCAUGAAUUUGACAUUGGAAUUGACGGAUUAAAGAAGUUUUUAGAAAACGUCACAUUUUCUGUUGUAAGUGCAAACACUGACGUAAUGCAUGAACCACGACUGCAAGGGAAGUUCCGAAAAUCCUCUAUACUAAAUGUUGAUGGAGAACAGAUUGGCAUUGUGGGAUAUGUCACACCGGAAACAGCCGAAAUAUCCAAUCCAGGCCCAUCAUUCAGGUUCAAGGAAAUUAUAAGUUCUGUUCAAUAUGAAGUAUCUGUACUGCAGUCAAAAGGCGUCAACAAGAUUAUUGCUCUAGGAAAUGCUGGCUUUGACAUAGACAGAAAAGUUGCAACUAUAGAUGGUAUAGAUGUGGUUUUUGGCGGUCAUUCUAAUAUUUUCCUUAAUAACGGUGACCAGCCCUCGGGAGAGAAAAUAGAUGGACCGUAUCCAUUUAUUGUUGAAGAGAUCGGAGGGAAUAAAGGAUUAGUUGUUCAAGCUAACACUCACGGAAAAUAUCUUGGAUAUCUUAAUAUUAUAUUUGACUCAGUAGGAACGGUUACAAAUUAUUCUGGAAAUCCUAUACUGUUAGACUCAAGCGUUCAAGAAGAUGAAGAAAUUCUGCGGUAUAUGCGUGAUUGGAAACUACAAGUAGAUGGUCUUGGUACGAAAACUGUUGGAUAUUCGAAGGUGGAUCUGGACGGGGAAAGAAGUCACUGUCGCCUAAGGGAAUGCAACCUUGGAAACCUUAUAACCGAUGCUAUAAUUGACUAUCAUGUGAACUAUUCCCACCCUGAAAACCAAUGGACACCUGCUGCAAUUGCCAUAUGGAACGGCGGUAACAUUCGGACAUCUAUUGAUAAGGGACCUGUUAUAGCUAGGAAUAUAAUGGACGUUAUGCCAUUCGGAAACAUUGUAGACAUGGUUACCAUUUCUGGACAAAACUUACGAGAUCAGCUGGAAAUAUCUGUCCAAGACAUAAAUGAGAACAAUCCGCAUGGUCGUUUUCUUCAGAUGUCUGGUAUGCGUGUUGUUUAUAACCUGCAUAAACCAGUUGGCCAACGUGUUUCAUCCGUGGAAGUAAGAUGUUUAGAAUGUGAUAUCCCUACUUAUAUUCCUUUAAAUGAAUCCGAUAUUUAUAACAUUUUUGCAUCAACUUUCCUGCUCGACGGUGGUGAUGGGUACAAGUUCUCGCCGAUAAGACGGCAGCUGUAUAAUAAUCUGGAUGUUUCCAUAGUGAUGGAAUAUUUCAAGAGGCAUAACCCUGUGUAUGCACAAAAGAGGGAAGGAUUCAUUUCCACGUGGACACAGUUUCCUCAGGACCAGUGA
Messenger RNA from Mercenaria mercenaria, 1635 nucleotides. Its product is annotated as snake venom 5'-nucleotidase-like. NCBI's taxonomy places the organism in Eukaryota, Metazoa, Mollusca, Bivalvia, Venerida, Veneridae. The record is from RefSeq and is a predicted model, not a curated record. Gene Ontology annotation, molecular function: hydrolase activity, acting on ester bonds; metal ion binding; nucleotide binding. Bases 1 to 1635 code for a protein of 544 amino acids. Gene Ontology annotation, biological process: nucleotide catabolic process. The transcript is spliced from 9 exons.